Panicum virgatum (switchgrass) is the source of this 1428-nucleotide messenger RNA. RefSeq names its product WUSCHEL-related homeobox 9-like. The transcript is spliced from 2 exons. The record is from RefSeq and is a predicted model, not a curated record. Gene Ontology annotation, molecular function: DNA-binding transcription factor activity; DNA binding. NCBI's taxonomy places the organism in Eukaryota, Viridiplantae, Streptophyta, Magnoliopsida, Poales, Poaceae. The coding region runs from base 458 to 1096 and encodes 212 amino acids. Gene Ontology annotation, biological process: plant organ development.
GAGACCUUCGAAUCCGCUACUGCCGCUGCCACGACCGCGCGCGGCCUCGGCGCCCUCCCCCGCCCCCGGCCGGUUAUAUAAGCGCCAGCGCCAGCCCCCUCUGCGCAUCUAUUGAUUUCAGCAUUGCUUCUGACCGGAGGAAGAUCCCGGAAGAGACCAAAUCAGAAGCAGAAGAAGCUCUAGCUAGUGUAGUUUCCACCAGCACGCAGCUUGCUGCGUGUUGCAUCAUCGAUCCAGCUUCUUGCAUAGCAUUGAUCGACCUCGCUCGAGCUCUCAUCACAAGCAAACUCUGCGUAGCAGCAGCUCAUCUCCGUCAAGCAAGUCCGUUUGGGAUUGUGGUAGCUAAGAAGAUAUAUGUAUAUAUAUAGCAAGUAGCUACUGCAUAUAUAUAUAUAUACAUAUAUAUAUAGGUAGCUGCACUGCAGCAGCGAUCGAUCUGAUCGGUCGGUAGGUCAUCAUGGAGGCGCUGAGCGGGCGGGUAGGGGUGAAGUGCGGGCGGUGGAACCCUACGGCGGAGCAGGUGAAGGUCCUGACGGAGCUCUUCCGCGCGGGGCUGCGGACGCCCACCACGGAGCAGAUCCAGCGCAUCUCCACCCACCUCAGCGCCUUCGGCAAGGUGGAGAGCAAGAACGUCUUCUACUGGUUCCAGAACCACAAGGCCCGCGAGCGCCACCACCACAAGAAGCGCCGCCGCGGCGCCUCCUCCCCCGACAGCGGCAGCGGCAGCGCCAGCAACAACGAGGAAGACGGCCGCGCCGCCUCCCGCGAGCCGGCGCCCGACCUCGUGCUGCAGCCGCCGGAGAGCAAGCGGGAGGCCAGGAGCUACAGCCACCAUCACCACCGGCUCCUCACAUGCUACGUGAGGGACGUGAUGAUGGAGCAGCAGGCGGCCGAGGCGCUGUGGGAGCGGCCGACGAGGGAGGUGGAGACGCUGGAGCUCUUCCCCCUCAAGUCGUACGUCGACCUCGAGGCGGAGAAGGUCCGGUACGUCAGGAGCGGCGCCGCCAGCGAGCAGUGCAGGGAGUUCUCCUUCUUCGACGUCGCCGGCGGCAGGGAUCCGCCUCUGGAGCUCAGGCUCUGCAGCUUCGGGCCCUAGAUACACCGGCGCUGCAUGCACCGUACCAAAACGUAUUGGGCCUUGUCGUCGUAUACGCAUCAUUGCAUUGUGUAGUGAUUCCAGCUACCGACAUGAAAAGGUGUAGGGAAUGAGAUACGGCAUGGGCUCUACCGACGACGCUGCAUGAAGAAUCUGAGAGGAUCAGGGAAAGAGCACGCAGAUGAGAUUUGAACUGCCUUUUCCUUGAUAUUUUCAUCAUGAUGAGACUACUGCUUCUUUUCGUUCUUUUCUGCUGCCUGCCUGCAUGGCGUAUGUACUAAGAUUAACCCUGUUCAUUCAGCACUGAUGAUAUAUCGAUCUCCCUUUCUUUC